Miscanthus lutarioriparius is the source of this 258-nucleotide messenger RNA. The record is from the annotation of a GenBank genome assembly. NCBI's taxonomy places the organism in Eukaryota, Viridiplantae, Streptophyta, Magnoliopsida, Poales, Poaceae.
AUGUUGCCAUCGAAGCUGCCGACAUUGUCCUCAAGGAAGAGCAACCUGGAGGAUGUGAUCACCGCCAUCGAUCUGUCCAGGAAAACCUUCUUCCGCAUACGCAUGAACUACGUCUGGGCGCUCGGGUACAACGUCAUCGGCAUACCGAUUGCUGCAGGGUGCUCUUCCCGUCCACUGGGUUUCGCUUGCCGCCGUGGGUUGCCGGUGCUGCGAUGGCAGCUUCGUCAGUCAGUGUCGUCUGCUGGUCCCUGCUGUUGA